Cygnus atratus (black swan) is the source of this 3413-nucleotide messenger RNA. It is a transcript of the gene TBC1D31, whose product is annotated as TBC1 domain family member 31. Bases 16 to 3171 code for a protein of 1051 amino acids. NCBI's taxonomy places the organism in Eukaryota, Metazoa, Chordata, Aves, Anseriformes, Anatidae. The transcript has 22 exons. The record is from RefSeq and is a predicted model, not a curated record. Gene Ontology annotation, cellular component: centrosome. Gene Ontology annotation, molecular function: protein binding.
GGGGGAGCCCGGAGGAUGCCGAGCCGGGAGCUGGGCGGCCGCAGCCAGGGCCCGCUGUGGGCCCGCGGGCCCGGCCCGGCGGCGGGCGGCGGCGGCGGAGUUAUAGUAAAUAUAACUCAUAGUGCCCCAGGAGCUCCUUCAAAGACGAUACGGUUUCUGAAUGUGGCGUUUGACAGUUCUGGAGAUUCCCUCCUUGCUGGAGACCACCAAGGCAAUAUAUAUGUUUUCGACCUGAAGGGAAACAGGUUCAACCUUGUUCAGCGAACAAUGCAGGCGUGCACUGCUUUGGCAUUUAAUCUUCGCAGAAAGACAGAAUUCCUGGUGGCUUUGGCAGACUAUUCUGUUAAAUGCUUUGAUACGGAAAGCAAGGAGCUAGUUAGCUGGAUGAGAGGACAUGAUUCUUCAGUGUCUUCCAUCUCGGUCAGUGGCUCAGGCAGGUAUGCCAUCACUACCUCCACUGAUACAGCGCAGCUCUGGGACUUGGACACCUUUCAAAGGAAAAGAAAGCUGAACGUUCGUCAUUCUGUGGGUAUACAGAAGGUUUUUUUUCUUCCAUUGAGUAACACCAUCCUCAGCUGUUUCAGAGAUAAUUCUGUUUUUGCAUGGGAAUUUGAUACUCUGCACUGUAAAUACCAGUUGCCAACUGCAGUAGAAUGUUCUACAUUACUUUACAAGAGCUUUGCAGUUACCAGAGAUGGCCGGAUUUUUGUAGCUGGUGGAAAAUCAAAUCAUCUUCACUUAUGGUGUUUAGAAUCAAAGCAGCUGAUAAAAAUAAUCCAGAUGCCUACAAAAGUACGAGCUGUUCGCCAUCUGGAAUUCCUCCCGGACAGUUUUGAUGGGGGCUCCAAUCAGGUCCUUGGAGUAUUAAGUCAAGAUAAUAUUAUGAGAUUUAUCAAUAUAGAAACAUGCAAACUGCUUUUUGCCAUUGGGAGUCAUGAAGAGGGAAUUAGCACAGCAGCGAUUAGCCCCAAUGGACGGUAUAUUGCAUCAGUAAUGGAAAAUGGUAGUGUCAAUUUAUACAGUGUCCAAGCUUUGACUCAGGAAGCAAAUAAGCCUCCACCACCCCAGUUCAAAGUAGUGGAGGAUUGGCCCAAGUGCAAGUCAGAGGCAAAUAAGCUGACGAUGAAAGUGACUUCAGGAAGGUCAGAGCGGCCUUGGAAAUCCAAAGGAAACAAAAUUCAAACCAGACUGCUGAAAGUGCAAGCAAACACAUCACUUGAAAAUAAAGAGAAUGAAUUGCCAGGUGGAUUAAAUAAGAAACGUCUACAGGCUUUGUUGAAAGGAUACGGCGAAUAUCCAGCAAAAUACAGGAUGUUUGUUUGGCGUUCCUUAUUACAACUUCCUGAAAACCACUUAGCAUUCAGUAGCCUAAUAGAUAAGGGUACCCACAGUGCGUUUGUGAAUAUUCAGAAUGAGUAUCCGAUCAAAAGCAGGAAACUGCUGAGAGUUUUACAGAGGACCUUAUCAGCUCUAGCUCACUGGUCUGCUAUCUUUGUUAAUUUUUGUCAGCACUGGUUUGAGUAUUUUCCCAAUCCUCCAGUUAAUGUCCUUAGUAUGAUGGAAAAUAUUUUAGCACAUCAUGACAAAGAACUACUUCAGCAUUUUAUAAAAUACAACGUGACCUCGCAGGUUUAUGCCUGGCCUCUUCUAGAAACCCUGUUCUCUGAGGUUCUAACAAGAGAAGAAUGGCUCAAAGUCUUUGAUAAUAUCUUCUCUAACCAUCCUUCAUACUUCCUAAUGAUUGUUGUUGCCUAUAUUGUAUGUUCCAGAGCUCCAUUGCUUCACUGUAAUCAAAGACAGGAUUUUGAGUAUUUCUUUCAUCAUCGUAACAACCUGGACAUUAACGUUGUGAUUAAAGAAGCUUAUCAUUUUAUGGAGGCUACACCACCAGAUAUCCAUCCACAACGUGUGCUUGAUGACUUCGUACCACUUACAAAAGGACAGUACCCUGUAUUUAAUAAAUAUCCCAAGUUCAUUGUGGAUUAUCAAACUCAGGAAUGGGAGAGGAUCAGACAGGAUGAAAUUGAAUACUUAAGAGAGAGACAGUUAAUGCAUGAGUUAGAAGCUAAAGCACAGGAACGGAAGGCAGAAGAUGAAGCUUGGUAUCGAAAGCAGGAAUUGCUUCAAGAAGCUGAAGAACAAAGGCGAAAAAUGCUUCUGGAAGAAGAAAAGAAGCUGGCAGAACAGAGGCAAAGACUAGCUGCUGUGAAAAGAGAACUGAAAGUAAAGGAACUACAAUUUCUAGAUGCUUCAAGAAGGCGUUUUCUGAAAUACCAGCAAGAUCAGCGCCAAAUGGAACUGAAACGUCUUGAUGAUGAAAUUGCUAGAAAAGCAUCCAUAAGAGAACAAGAAACAGCUGCUACUGUUCAAGAUGUAGAAGUACGACAGAUGGAACUUGAAUCGCAAAGACAGCUUUUUGAACAGCAUCUUAUCAAAGAUCAAGAGAGCUCCACACGGGAAAUGAAAGAAGAGAGAGAUGCCAGUCGAAGAAAGGCAGAUCUCGAAGAUCACGUUGUUCAACGAUUGAUGGAAACAGAUCGAGAAGAAAAACAGAAAGCUCAGAUGGUAGCUGAAGAAAAUUUAGCCAAAGCACAGCAGAAAUGCAUUGAGGUCGACUGGAGGUUGCAGGCACUGCACAAACUAAGGCACGACGAUCAGGACCGUGAGAAGCGUUAUGAAGAGAUAGCCAAGCUCCUUCACGACAACAGGGUAAAAGAAGCCGAACUGCUGAAGGCCAUGAGAGAGGCAGAAGAAAAAAAGUGGGAAGAAGUUAUACGGAAAAAAGCACAACUGGAGGAAGAGCAGAAGGCUGCUGCUGCUGCACAUGAACACAGGAAGCAGUUUUUAGAAGACAAAAUGAACGAUGCGUUAGAUUUGGCUGAAAAGCUGCAAAGAGAGGAUGGCUUUUUCGAGAGGCUGCAUGAUUUAAAGGCUGGACAUACAGGGAGAGGGGUAGAAUUCCAGCAGGUGCCAAAGUCUGGAAAUGUGUGUUUGAAUGAUUUGUCUGCAUCAGAGUCAUCAUCAUACAUGUCUUCAGUUAGAAGACAAGAACUGGCAUGCCAAGAGCGGGAACUGAUGGCAGAAGUCAGACAGCUCAGACAAAAGCUUACUGCACAGGCUCGAAUUAGACACCCUCCAACUCAUCUCUCAUCUACAAAGUGGACAACUUGAGAUGAUGUGCUCUGGACCUCAGCUGUACUUUCAGAUUAUCAAUCAGUGAAACCCUAACUAUGUGUAAUGUGAUUAAAGACUGAUCAUAGAUUGUUUAUUUUAAAGGCCUUUGGAAAUAUUUUUAUAUAAAAAUAAAAUUCUAGCUAGAAAAAUGUGCAGUGUUUGUAACCUCGUUAUUUUCUCAGUAAUUAUAAUACUAUUUUUACUUGUAAAAUAAACUCGCUUUUUACCAUUGUUAUUAC